This is a messenger RNA of Pieris macdunnoughi, 627 nucleotides long. Lineage: Eukaryota; Metazoa; Arthropoda; Insecta; Lepidoptera; Pieridae. The record is from the annotation of a GenBank genome assembly.
AUGAAAACAAAAGGCAUUCGUCAAGUACAUGCCAACGUACCACAUCGAGCUCACAAACGAAUCGACGAAUGGAAAAAAUAUUACCAAAAAAAACCAAUUGUAAUCAGAAAACCGAUGUUCAUACAAAAAGAGGCAAAGAAAAGAAAUUCCAUUGAAUACCAAAACGCGACAGUACCAGAAUUCAAACCGAUAUCAGACGCUCAAAUAACGAAAAUAAACGAAAUAAUGAAUGAUAUACUCAGUACAAAGCCUACCAAUUAUCGAAAAGGCAAGCUUAUUGAUAGCGAAACGAGCGAAACAAGAGAUACAAUAACCAACUUGCCAGAGAAAGACAGAAAGUACGAUGAUGGUUGUCCUCAAGGAGGAACUUGCGAAUUUUUUGUAUCCUGUUGGAUGAAAGGUGGACUGUUAGAGGGUUCCUGUGGCGGUUUGCUAAAGAGUUGUUGUCACAGAGUGGCUAAAUCUGGUAUACUUGGAGUUCAAGAUUCGAAUAGCAUUGAAUCGCCUUUUGAAGGAUUCAGUUAUGGCCCAGUCAUAAACGAUGACAGUAAGUUCAUUUGGAUUUUGUCACACCGUUGCGUAACAUUAGAAUCGUUGUUAUCUCCGAUUUGCAUAAUCCAAGACUAA